Molecule: messenger RNA, 610 nt
Organism: Physella acuta
Lineage: Eukaryota; Metazoa; Mollusca; Gastropoda; Physidae
Source: RefSeq, a predicted model, not a curated record
UAGCCCCUCCACUAGAUACCCCUGUCUAGUGGUGACAUUCAGUCGCUAGAAAAAUUAGUUUGUCAAAAGCUUUCCACUGUAGCAAACAUGAAGAAGACGCUAUUGGCUGGUCUUGGGAUUUUUUUGACAUUGUCAUAUUCCCAGUUAACUGUAACAGAUGCCAUUGAGCCCGACCUGGUUCAUGGCAACAGCACUGAUCCAGUAACUGUAGAGCCCAACCUGGUUUAUGGCAAAAGCACUGAUCCAGUAACUGUAGACGUGCGAAACAAGACCACUGACACAAGUACAUGCGUUUCAUCGACUCAGACUAUCCUUGCCACUACAGGCAAACCUGAAAAUUCAGGUAACUCAUUGAAGGCGAUGCUGAUUUUGGAGGUUCUUUUGAUUGCGCAUUACCUGUAAAAGGACACCAUAAAGAAGGAGAUGGGUAGUGGUUCAGAGUCAAGCAGGGAUAAGAAUUAAAUUUAUAUGUCUAACACUUUUUUGUUAACAUUUGAGAGAUGGAAAAUUAUUUUUUUUGAGGGGAAAUUAAGCUAAUUAAGCUUUUUUAGGAGUGGAAGAAACAAGUCACAAGGAAUAAAAAAAAUGUAAAGAUCUUUAAAAAAAUUAA